Messenger RNA from Drosophila ananassae, 1613 nucleotides. It is a transcript of the gene WDR79, whose product is annotated as telomerase Cajal body protein 1 homolog. The transcript has 4 exons. Gene Ontology annotation, molecular function: RNA binding; protein binding. Gene Ontology annotation, biological process: Cajal body organization. The coding region runs from base 35 to 1567 and encodes 510 amino acids. The record is from RefSeq and is a predicted model, not a curated record. Gene Ontology annotation, cellular component: Cajal body. NCBI's taxonomy places the organism in Eukaryota, Metazoa, Arthropoda, Insecta, Diptera, Drosophilidae.
CAUCUCUAGCCGACCGGCUUUUAUCGAUUCAUCGAUGUGCCUCGACAUGGACGAUUCUAUUAAUUUGAGCACCAACAUGAGCGACGCGAGCAAGGCGGAUCUGACGGAGUCGCUGCUCAAUCACAAUAUAAGCUUCAACAGCACGAUGGAGACAUCCAUGGAGUCAUCGCUACCCAAGCUCAGCGUCACUCUUACAGACGCGGAAAUAAAGAAACUUCGCCAGGCGCAGUUAGCGGAAAGUUCCCUUGACCAAUCCGUUCCAAUGGAGCCGUCCCUGAUAGAAGAUAGUUCCCAAUAUGGAAUAAGCGACUCCGUCAUCAGCAUGGAUGAAACUGUGGAAGUGGGUGCAGGAGAGCCUUGCGAAAAGGAGGAGGAUGACAAGGAGGCAGUUCCCAUUGAAGAUCCAACAGAAUAUUUUGAAGCUCGCCUCGUAGAGCUAAGCCGACGUUGCUGGACGUCGUCCCAAGAAGCCCAGCACUACACCAAAGGCUGCUGUUGGUCUCCAGAUGGUACAUGUUUGCUGGUACCUGUACACUUGGACGGUAUGCACGUAAUGGAACUGCCGGCAGACCUUUACUCUGCAACCACACUGAAGCAGACUCGCCAAAUAACCCAACUACAAUCGGCUGUUCACGUGCCAGAGAGUGGCACCGUCUAUGAUUGCGUUUGGUAUCCCCACAUGAACAGCCAACAGCCAGACACCUGCCUAUGGCUUGCCUCGAGACAACACGAGCCCAUCCACAUGUGGGACGCGUUCGACGGUGCCCUGCGUUGCAGCUACAGUGGAUACGACGCUGUGGACGAGGUUAUGGCCGCCAUUUCACUGGCUUUCUCUCACGAUGGAGACAAGAUCUUUGCAGGUUACAAGCGCUGCAUUAAGAUCUUCGACACCAGCAGACCAGGCCGCGUGUGUGAUGAUUACCCUGUCAAGGCCGCCAUCUCUUGCAUAGCCCAGACCACAGAGCACCCGAAAACGAUAACCUGUGGCAACUGGAACGGCUACAUCCAACACUUUGACCUUCGCAGCAGCCCCAAGCAAGGACCUCUCUUCACGCUAGGAGGCCACAAGGGUGGCAUAACCCAACUCCGCUACGCCGGAGCUGAGCUAGGGGAAUGGCAUCUGUUUAGUGGAGCUCGGAAGUGCAACAAGCUCCUGCAAUGGGAUAUGCGCAACUACAAGGAGCCACUGGUCGACUUCCAGCGCACCGUGAACACAAACCAGCGCAUUCAAUUCGACCUGACGUCGGACAACAAAUGGCUGGCCAGCGGGGACACCCACGGUCUUCUCAAUGUGUGGGAUCUGUCUGGUGACAGGGACCCUGCCGCUAUUCCUUUGCACUCCGACUGCUGCAACGGAGUCAGUCUGAAUCCUGUUUUUCCAAUUGUAGCUACUUCUUCUGGGCAGUUUCAUUUCGUUAAGAACGCUGCCCACACCAAUAGCAGUUCCUUUAACGGCACAACCACAAUAAUAGAUGCAGACCCGGAAAAUAAAGUUCCGGAAGGCGAUAAACCAGACGUUAUCUACGAGAACAGUGUGUGUAUGUGGUGGAGCGGCCGCAGCAAUUAGGGUAAGCAGAAAUAUGGAAGUCCAAUUAAAUAAUACAAAAGCCGUC